UGCCCCUCGCCUUCCGGCUGCCAUUACUCACAGCCCCGCCUUUUCCGGCGCAUCCCCGAUCAUGGCGCAGGGGCAACGCAAGUUCCAGGCGCGGAAGCCGGGGAAGAGCAAGGCGGCGGCGGCGGCGGCCUCGGAGCGGAACCGGGGCCCCAGGAAGGGUGGUCGUGUGAUCGCCCCCAAGAAGGCGCGCAUCGUGCAACAGCAAAAGCUCAAGAAGGAUCUGGAGGUCAGCAUCCGGAAGAAGAUUGAACAUGACGUUGUAAUGAAGGCCAACAGCAGCCUGCCCAAGAAGCUGGCGCUGCUGAAGGCCACUGCCAAGAAGGAGGCAGCCUCUUCUUCCUCCACCAAGACACCUUCCUAAGGGCACUGGCCCAUUGGAGGCCAUCGCCACAGCCUCCGUGCUCAGACCUCUGCAGGUGGCCCCACAGGUGGCACUGCAAGGAGAGGCCGUGCUCUCCAGAGCCUCAGGUGGCACACACCUCAGAUUUCAUUGGAGGCCAAGCCCGUGAGCAGGUGAUCAGCAGAUCUGGAAGGCACUGGUCAGCUUGUCAGGGUGCCGAGGACUCCAGAAGGGAAGGAAAUGUUUGCCUACUUCCUGCUUUCCCCUCCCCCUCCCCAGGUCUUGUCUCCACUGGUUUAACCCAGAGCAAUAAACCUGACUGUGAUUCUUC
Messenger RNA from Canis lupus familiaris (dog), 671 nucleotides. RefSeq names its product chromosome 20 C19orf53 homolog (gene C20H19orf53). Bases 62 to 361 code for a protein of 99 amino acids. NCBI's taxonomy places the organism in Eukaryota, Metazoa, Chordata, Mammalia, Carnivora, Canidae. The record is from RefSeq and is a predicted model, not a curated record. The transcript is spliced from 3 exons.